This is a messenger RNA of Vitis vinifera (wine grape), 579 nucleotides long. Its product is annotated as protein ARV 2. Gene Ontology annotation, biological process: sphingolipid metabolic process; regulation of plasma membrane sterol distribution; sterol metabolic process. The coding region runs from base 77 to 340 and encodes 87 amino acids. Lineage: Eukaryota; Viridiplantae; Streptophyta; Magnoliopsida; Vitales; Vitaceae. Gene Ontology annotation, cellular component: Golgi apparatus; cortical endoplasmic reticulum. The transcript has 4 exons. The record is from RefSeq and is a predicted model, not a curated record.
GAACAAGUUCAAGAAAGGUAAGCUGUGAGCCUGUGAUGGUCUUUUCAUAUGCAGACCAUUCAUCACAACAGCAAAGAUGGUGGCUUGGUCCAAGUUGAAGGUGAUGAAGGACAAGUACAAAAACCUUUUGCUAGCAAUCCUCAUUUCUAGUUACUUCAAGAUUUUUCUUAUGGCCAUGAUGGUUUGGAAAUUGCCAUCCUCUGUGAUUUUCAUCAUUGAUGUAUUUGUUCUAUCAUCCAACACUCUGGCUUUGAAAGUGAUCACUGGCUCAGGUAUGAGCAGAUGCCCAGAGGCCUGCUUCGUUGCACAUGCUGUUAAGUUGUUUGUCAGUCAGAGUUGACCAGCUUUCAUUCAUCAAGAUUUUUACAAGAUUUAAACAUAUUUAGGUGUGAAAUGCCAAUUUAUAGCGUUUAAGCAUUGAUUUGGAUUUGAGUUUUAUUUGUAACUAUUUUUGUUUGUUAUUCUCUGCUAACCCACCUGCAGUGGCUGAAUCAUGCCCCAAAUAUGAAUGUAAGCAAGGUGUGGUAAUUUUGUAGAAGAAGAAUUAUUUAUUGUAAUGAAAAUUGGUGAGUCUGUUAA